GUCAGCUGAGAGUGGCAAGCUUCUUCAGUAACGCUGGAUUUGGGUUUUCUUCUCCUAGACUGGCUUUCAGAAAUAUUCCCUUUCAACGUUGACUCCCUAUGCGUAUUAAUUCUAUUCUUAAAUAUACGGUAGCUUCAGUAUUUAUAAUUUACUAUAUAGAAGGGAGCUCUCAGGAUGACAGAACGCGGCAGCACUAGUUUGGAAUUGAGAGAAUUAACCGGGACGCCAAACAGUGAAAUUGGAGACGGCUCGAGGUGCAAGUCGGGCUCCGAGUCGAGCUGCGAUGAGGCGGCGGGGCUGCAGAAGAAGCAGAGGAGGCAGCGCACGCAUUUCACCAGCCAGCAGCUGCAGGAGCUGGAGAGCACCUUCCAGAGCAACCGCUACCCGGACAUGAUCGCGCGGGAGGAGAUCGCAGCCUGGACCAGCCUGAGCGAGGCCAGAGUCAGAGUUUGGUUCAAGAACCGCAGAGCGAAAUGGAGGAAGAAAGAGCGACACCAGCCGGCGGACAUCUGCAAGCCCGGAUUCAGCUCCCAGUUCAACGGACUGGUUUCGCCUUAUGACGACAUGUACGCCGGAUACUCCCCGUACAACAACUGGGCCGCCAAGAGUUUCCAUAGCAACAGCCUUCAGACCAAACCCGGCUUCCCAUUUUUCAAUCCCGGGAACGUGAACGCGCUCCCGACGCAGCCGCUGUUCCCGGCCCCGGCCCGGCCUCCUCCCCCCCACGCCGCCGGUGUGUCCGCGUUGCCUGCCCCGGUUACCGUGGGACUCGAGUCUGCGCUCAGCUCGGCAGUCACCUCAUCCCCGUACGGAACCACCGCGUCUCCUUACCUGUACGGCAGAGACCCGACGUGCGGCUCCGGCUUGGCGAACCUGAGGCUGCGCGCCAAGCAGCACCCGCCUUUCGGAUACGGACUGAUGCCGAACCAAGCGCCCAGCCUGAACCCGUGUGAAUACAGUAUGGACCGGCCCCUAUAGGAAAACACAGCGUCAUACAGAAGAGGCGGACUUGUGCUUUUGUAUUUUCAAGCAUUCAUAUUAUUAUUUCAUUAAAAAAAUUAACGUAUUUUAGGGUUCAAUUGAGCAGAGUUUCAGCUUUUCCAGGGAAGUCCUACCAUCGGGCGGAGGAGUUUGUUGCCGGAUAACUUCACUCAGACUACAGGCCAAACGUUUAGCAUCACCUAGAAUUUU
Polyodon spathula (Mississippi paddlefish) is the source of this 1191-nucleotide messenger RNA. RefSeq names its product pituitary homeobox 3-like. NCBI's taxonomy places the organism in Eukaryota, Metazoa, Chordata, Actinopteri, Acipenseriformes, Polyodontidae. The transcript has 3 exons. Bases 175 to 978 code for a protein of 267 amino acids. Gene Ontology annotation, molecular function: DNA-binding transcription factor activity, RNA polymerase II-specific; RNA polymerase II cis-regulatory region sequence-specific DNA binding. Gene Ontology annotation, cellular component: nucleus. Gene Ontology annotation, biological process: regulation of transcription by RNA polymerase II; anatomical structure morphogenesis. The record is from RefSeq and is a predicted model, not a curated record.